AGGAGGGAAAGGAUGUUGCUGGUUAAUUCUCUUGCAGCAGAGAUCGGCCGAAAUAAGUGGCAUUUCAGAGACUUUCUGCCACGUGGAUCUGGCAUCGUAACCAGACGCCCGCUGGUCCUGCAGCUGGUGAACUCCAGCACAGAAUAUGGUGAGUUCCUCCACUGCAAAGGAAAGAAAUUCACUGAUUUUGAAGAGGUCCGUUUGGAGAUUGAGGCUGAAACAGACCGUGUUACAGGCUCUAACAAAGGGAUUUCUCCUGUGCCCAUCAAUCUGAGAGUCUACUCUCCCCAUGUCCUGAACCUGACCUUGGUGGAUCUACCAGGUAUGACAAAAGUCCCGGUGGGGGAUCAGCCCCCUGACAUUGAGUUCCAGAUCCGAGAUAUGCUCAUGCAGUUUGUCACCAAAGAGAACUGCCUCAUCCUCGCGGUAUCCCCAGCCAACUCUGACCUGGCCAACUCUGAUGCUCUGAAGAUUGCAAAGGAGGUGGAUCCUCAAGGGCAACGCACUAUUGGAGUCAUCACUAAACUGGAUCUUAUGGAUGAAGGAACUGAUGCACGAGAUGUAUUAGAAAAUAAAUUGCUUCCUCUUCGUAGAGGUUACAUUGGUGUAGUCAACAGAAGUCAGAAGGAUAUUGAUGGCAAGAAGGACAUUCAGGCUGCUCUGGCUGCAGAGAGAAAAUUUUUUCUCUCCCACCCAGCCUACAGACACAUGGCUGAUCGCAUGGGAACCCCCUACCUGCAGAAAGUAUUGAACCAGCAAUUGACCAACCACAUCCGUGACACCCUGCCAGGGUUGCGGAACAAACUCCAGAGCCAGCUUCUCUCCAUUGAGAAGGAGGUGGAGGAGUACAAGAACUUCCGCCCUGAUGACCCUGCCCGCAAGACCAAAGCUCUGCUUCAGAUGGUCCAGCAGUUUGCUGUGGACUUUGAGAAACGCAUCGAAGGCUCUGGAGACCAAAUUGAUACCUAUGAGCUGUCGGGAGGAGCUAGGAUUAACCGCAUCUUCCACGAGCGUUUUCCCUUUGAAUUGGUGAAGAUGGAGUUUGAUGAGAAGGAGCUGCGACGGGAGAUUAGCUACGCCAUCAAGAACAUCCAUGGUAUAAGAACGGGUCUCUUCACGCCUGACCUCGCUUUUGAAGCCAUAGUGAAAAAGCAGGUGCAGAAGUUGAAGGAGCCGAGUCUGAAGUGUGUGGAUAUGGUAGUGAGUGAGCUCACAUCCACCAUCAGAAAGUGUAGCGAAAAGCUCAGCCAGUACCCUCACCUGCGUGAGGAGAUGGAGAGGAUUGUUACUACCCACAUCCGCGAGAGAGAGGGCAGGACCAAGGAUCAGGUCAUGCUUCUAAUAGACAUCGAGCUGGCUUACAUGAACACAAACCACGAGGAUUUCAUUGGCUUUGCCAAUGCUCAGCAGAGGAGCAGCCAGAUGAGCAAGAAGAAGGCAGCUGGCAACCAGGAUGAGAUCCUGGUCAUCCGAAAGGGCUGGCUCACCAUCAACAACAUUGGGAUCAUGAAGGGUGGCUCCAAGGAGUAUUGGUUUGUCCUGACAGCAGAGAACCUCUCCUGGUAUAAGGAUGAUGAGGAGAAGGAGAAGAAGUAUAUGCUACCGGUGGACAACCUGAAACUGCGAGAUGUUGAGAAGGGGUUUAUGUCCAGCAAACACAUCUUUGCUCUCUUCAACACUGAACAGAGGAAUGUUUACAAGGACUACCGGCAGCUGGAGCUGGCCUGUGAGACCCAGGAGGAGGUGGAUAGCUGGAAGGCUUCCUUCCUUCGUGCGGGAGUCUACCCAGAGCGUGUUGGGGACAAGGACAAAGCCAGUGAGACGGAGGAGAACGGAUCAGACAGUUUCAUGCAUUCCAUGGACCCACAGCUAGAGAGACAAGUGGAAACGAUCAGGAACCUGGUGGAUUCCUACAUGGCGAUUGUCAACAAAACCAUCAGAGACCUCAUGCCGAAGACAAUCAUGCACCUCAUGAUAAACAAUACCAAGGACUUUAUCCAUUCGGAGCUGCUGGCAAACCUGUACUCCUGUGGUGACCAAAACACGCUAAUGGAGGAAUCGGCAGAGCAGGCCCAGCGGCGUGAUGAAAUGUUGCGCAUGUACCAUGCCCUGAAGGAGGCCCUCAACAUCAUUGGGGACAUCAACACCAGCACUAUCAGCACCCCAAUGCCCCCACCGGUGGACGACUCUUGGCUGCAGGUGCAGAGCGUACCAUCUGGACGCAGGUCUCCUACAUCCAGCCCCACGCCUCAGAGGAGAGCUCCCGCUGUUCCGCCCGCCAGACCGGGAUCCCGAGGCCCAGCUCCUGGGCCACCUCCUGCUGGUGGGUCCACGCUGGGUGGUGCCCCCCCUGUGCCCUCCAGGCCAGGUGCCUCUCCUGAUCCCUUUGGGCCCCCACCUCAGGUUCCUUCUCGGCCUAACCGUGCUCCUCCUGGUGUUCCCAGAAUCACUAUCAGUGACCCCUGAGGACUGGCGGCCACGCAGAAGGGGCCCUGCCUCACCUACUCGACCUACCAUAAUCCGACCGGCUGAACCGUCCCUCUUAGAUUUAUAACUCGAGGCUGCAGACAGCUGGCGACGAAUGCCGUGCUGGCGGCUUCCCCAUUCCACCCUCCCUUGCACAGCCACAGUCACUCCUCUCAUCCAUCCCACAUCUCUGCCUCCCACCGCCCCUUCCUGGUGUGUCGUGAAACACUAGCCUAGUGAUCGAGCUCUUCGUCUUCACUCGUGCGUCCUGUAUUGCUUUGUGAGUGUAGAGUAGCCUUCAUUCAGUGGCAUGGAUCCCUGAAGUGCACAGGCUCCUUGGAGAGAUCAGCUGCAGGGACGCCCUUAAGUCCAAGUGGCGACUGUCCAUCCAGUUGUUUCAUCUGCCUGGUCUAGCCCGGAUAAGUGUCCUGCCUGCAUCAGUUAGCUGUAGCACCUAGGACUGAUCUGUAGCUCUGUAGCUAUUUUCUUUUCUUGUAGUUAAGAAGACAAAAGCGUGACAUAGAAGAAAAAAAUAACGCUGUCGAAACACGUGACACUGUUAGGAACAGAUUACAUGUCCUGUGUAUUAGAUGACUUCUAAGGUGCAAAAACUCAUGUUGGGAACAGUGCAAUCAACUUUCUCUCAAAGCGAGGCAGGGAGAUGGAGAAGGGGGGAACCCGAUGGAUCGGCAUGGUCCUGCUAGAGUGAAGCCUGAGCUAGCGCACACACCUCAGUGCAGGGAGCACGUGGACCUGCUCGCGCCCAGCGCUCCAGAAUAGCUGAGGAAAUACUGCUGGCGAACCGCUGGCUGCUGCCAGCGUUUGUCUUGCAUCAUCUCUUGUGGCUGACUUCCCUGAACCCAGCAGGGAGAGGGGAAUAGGUACGCUGCUCCCCCCUUGCAAACGGACAACCAAAUGUUUUCAGGGAGUUUGCUGUGUGAUGUCUCAUUGAAAAUAUUUCUGCUUUGAAUAAGCACAUCUUUCAGUGUUUUUUGGGUACUGUGGUGACUUCGUAGCCUUUUCUUCUUGCAUGUGGAUGGUACGUGUUUGGGGAAACUUGUAACCGUUGUUGAUCACAACUCAUCUUCUGAAGGUUUGGGUUUUACUUUUCAUGUUACAUGUAUUAACAAAAAUAAUAAUAAUUAAGAAUUAAAAAACUGCCAGCCCUGUACGUUUCAGAUGUUACAUCUCUGGUAGAGCUAAAUGAGCCACCUGUGUUACAGGCUUUCAAACGGGCCUGAUUCAGUUUUAAGUUAUCUUAUUGCAGUGCUGUUGCCUUUGACUUCUGUUCUGGAUCCUCGAUUGUUCUGAUGCCAGUUUCUUUCUGUAUUUUAACUACUGUUUUACUACUUCUUCCCCCUCUUCCUUCCCCUUCUCCUUUUCUUUUUUUCUUUUUCCUUUUUUUGUCUUCGAAUUCCAGCCGGCCGGGUAAGGCCAGUCCCUCCCGCCCGGAGAGUCCAAAACCACCAUUUGACAUGUAGGCCUGCUCCCUCUGAGACUCUUUGCCUGCCUCUUAGCUGUUCUGUCCUGGAACGGUCUGACUCGAAUCUCAUACAUGGCUUGUUUUGUUUGUAUUUUGUGACACACUCUCA
Struthio camelus australis is the source of this 4058-nucleotide messenger RNA. The record is from RefSeq and is a predicted model, not a curated record. NCBI's taxonomy places the organism in Eukaryota, Metazoa, Chordata, Aves, Struthioniformes, Struthionidae.